GAGUUCCACUCCAUCAUCCUUCGCAGCAGCAGUCGGCUCACUGAGCCACCGGUUAUCAUCGGAAGCUCAGCGGCGCUGGACUGCUGUAGCAGGUUCAUGAGUUUCGGGCGGGCCUUCAAGCAGACCUACGAAAUCUACAUCGAGUGGGUUCAAGAAAGGGGCGGUCUGCUUGUGAAUGGCACCUGGCGGCCAGUUGAGAUACGAGUGGGAAACGACAUGUCAGAGGCGGAGAACGUGAGAGCGGUCUUCGAGAGGCAUGUUCACGACGGUGUGAACCUUUGGCUCAGCACCUACUCUUCUGGGCUGUCUCUGGUGGCAGCAGAUGUGGCAAACAGCUCUGGUUCCUUGUUGGUAGCCCACUCAGCAAGUUCCACUGCCAUCACCAGAGAUCGCCCGACUGUUUUCAAUGUCAACCCACCUGCGCGGAACUAUAUGAGGGGCUCGUUCGAGGCCCUCGCCGCCAGCGGGAUUGGGACCAUCGCUGGUUUCUACGAAGCCAGCGGUGGGCCGAGGGCGGUUUGCCGCCCACUGCAGGACCUCGCAUCGGAGUACAACAUGACCUUGCUAAGCAACCGGGAGAUCCCCUUCUCCGCAAAUGGAUCCGUCGUGAAGGACCUGGUAGCAGGCCUCAAGUCUGAACGUCCCGAUGCCGUUUUCGGGUGCGUCUACGAGCAGGUGUGCCACGAAUUCGUGGAGGAGAUGCUUGAGCAGCAGUUCGAACCCAAGGCCGUGAUUUUCACGGUCUGCGUGACGUCGGACAGCAUCUCACAGCUGGGGGCCAAGGGGAGGUGGCUGACCGGGGUGACUUCGUGGCUGCCCUCCAUGCCACACCAGUCGGAGGAGACGGGCUUUUCCGCUGCAGAGUUCGGCGCCCUUUACAGGUCCAAGUACACGGAGGACCCGCCGUACCAAGCUGCUGCUGCAUGGGCUGCCAUCGUCAGCUUGGGGAGGGCUGUUGAGAUGGCGAACUCGACGGAACCAGCUGUGGUCUCCGCCCAGCUGCAACGUCUGGACCUGGAAACGCUGUACGGCCGAGUCUCCUUUGACGAGCACGGCCAAACUCCGAUGAAUUUCAAGGCUGUUCAGCUGCAAGAGGUGGGCAUGCCGCCAGCGGUCGUGUCACCGUUGCACAAGGCCGUCGCGCCGUUGCGGCUCAUGCCGUCCUCUUCAGAGCGGCAGUGCGCCAGUGAGGCAGUCGGUGAUUCAAUGUUUAGGUCUCUUCUGAGAGUUACCAUAAUGUGGUUUUGA
Messenger RNA from Symbiodinium necroappetens, 1248 nucleotides. Lineage: Eukaryota; Dinophyceae; Suessiales; Symbiodiniaceae. The record is from the annotation of a GenBank genome assembly.